AUGCCUCCAGCAACUUCCUCUAGGUGGAGUCCAACGCGGGAACAGCUGAUGAUUCUAGAGGAAUUAUACAGAAGUGUGAUUCGAACUCCAAAUGUGUCUCAAAUUCAACAUAUCACUGUCCACCUCUCCUAUUUCUGAAAGAUACAAGGAAAGAGUUUUUAUUGGUUUCAGAACCAUAAAGCAAGAGAAAGACAGAAGCUUAGAAGGAAGCUCGGCAAGCAACGCCAACAGCAACACCAACUGUAUCAUCAUAAUCAUCACCAGCCACACCGUCGCCAACUUUUUCAACCUCUUCAACAAUUAUCCUGCUUCAGUCCAAUUAGAUUCCUUCCCCGGAUGAUGAAGCAUACGUGGAAGGUGAAUAUACCCGACAGUAGAGUUGAGAUGAGGAAGUCAUUGGUGGAAAUGCACGGUCGUGAUUGGAUAAUGAUGAUGGAUGCAGCUGCGGCUCCACCACCUAAUUUCACAUCAUGCUGCUCUAGACCACCGCUCAAAACCCUUGAGCUUUUCCCAAUAGCUACAAAUCUUAAAGAAGAGUGUAACUCAGACUCAUCAAACAAGCCUCUCUCCCGCAACACCACCAUUAAUAACUAA
Mangifera indica (mango) is the source of this 594-nucleotide messenger RNA. Its product is annotated as WUSCHEL-related homeobox 3-like. Gene Ontology annotation, biological process: plant organ development. The record is from RefSeq and is a predicted model, not a curated record. NCBI's taxonomy places the organism in Eukaryota, Viridiplantae, Streptophyta, Magnoliopsida, Sapindales, Anacardiaceae. Gene Ontology annotation, molecular function: DNA binding; DNA-binding transcription factor activity.